GCAGAUCAGACAGUAAUUCCAGGAGCCUCAUCACUGGUUGUGCUAACAGAAAUGUGUCAUCUAAGAUCCAUCCAGAUUUGUUGGAUGUGUCCAGUAUAAAAUCAAAGUUACAAUUUGUGCUCCAGAGGUGGCCUUACUUGAGCUCUGCACACCAGUAAUUGAUAUUUGCAUCCCCAAAGUAUUUUUAACCAUCAGACUUAAGAAACUCUCUGACUUCAGCUGAUGUGAUCACAAAUCUGAUCUUACCUCAGUCUCUUUGAAGCGCCUUCAUGUUUUGGCAUGCUCAGUCCUGCCUUCUCAGAAUCCAAGAGGUUUCAUAACCACUCGCUUGGAAUUUUCUGUUCAGGAUAUUGUAGCAUUUUUGUGUGGUGACUCAGUCUGUCUUUACAGGUCACGAGGAGUAGGAAUCAUCAGCUCAUUUUAUUAGUUGGUGCCUUCAGCCCCGAGUUUGGGCCAUGCCAGGAUGUUUGUCACUCGACCUCGUCUUGAACUCAUUCCAUGUGCCCAUGACAGGCAGCCAAGUGUUCAGUUCUCUGCGUGGCAGUGCAGGCAGGAGAAUCAAAGUUUGUGAUCCCAGUGUCCCCUCGGAUUCCAGUAUGACAGUCGGGUAGCACUGCUGGACCAUCUCUGCCAAGCUCUUCUCUUAGGAAACGCCACCAACUCCUCACAGCACGGAGGCCCAGCAUGAAUGGCAACUGUGCAGGGGGCACAGACUGGUUGAGAAAUCCAGACUCCAGUUGUCCUGUGGAAAACAGAACUGCAGCAGCCCAUGAGUCAGAUGAAAGUUCUGUGGUGUUAGGAGGUCACAGCCCUGCAGUUCCCAGGACUGAGGGUUUGGAUUCUGAAUGCCGACACAACACUUGCCCAGUAAGUCCCCAGAUCAGUAACAUGCUGUCUGCUCCUGAAGAACCUCACAACUGCCAUAUCCCAGAUGGAAGUAAGAGACAGCUGGAAUAUUUUAAUACCCAGGAACGCCACGGGUGCUGUGCAUUGUCUUCAAGCAGCAGCUCCCAGACAGUAGCUCCAGAGAAAGUGACCCUAGUGGUGGAUGGCACCCGCUUUGCAGUGAAUCCCCAGAUCUUCACUGCUCACCCUGACACCAUGCUGGGAAGAAUGUUUGGGCCAGGCAGAGAAUACAACUUCACCCGGCCCAAUGAGAAGGGCGAGUACGAGAUCGCGGAGGGGAUCAGCUCAGCCGUGUUCCGCACCGUGCUGGAUUAUUACAAAACUGGAAUCAUUAACUGCCCUGAUGGGAUUUCCAUCCCAGACCUUCGAGACACGUGUGAUUACCUCUGCAUAAACUUUGAUUUCAACACAAUCAAAUGUCAAGAUUUAAGUGCUCUGUUACACGAGCUCUCCAACGAUGGGGCUCACAAGCAGUUUGACAGCUACCUGGAGGAGCUGAUCCUGCCCAUCAUGGUGGACAGCGCGAGGAAGGGGGAGCGGGAGUGUCACAUCGUGGUGCUGACCGACGAGGACACCGUGGACUGGGAUGAGGAUCAUCCCCCUCCCAUGGGCGAGGAGUAUUCACAAAUCCUUUACAGUUCCAAGCUGUACAGAUUCUUCAAGUACAUCGAGAACCGGGACGUGGCAAAAGCUGUGUUGAAGGAGCGGGGCCUGAAGAACAUUCGCAUUGGCAUCGAAGGGUACCCCACCUGCAAGGAGAAGGUGAAGAGGAGGCCGGGCGGCCGCUCCGAGGUGAUUUACAACUACGUGCAGCGGCCCUUCAUCCAGAUGUCCUGGGAGAAGGAGGAGGGCAAGAGCCGCCACGUGGAUUUCCAGUGCGUUCGCAGCAAAUCCCUGACAAACCUGGUCACGGUGGGGGAUGAUGUCUCAGAGGACCACGAGGUUAUCAUGCAUCACCCCCCACAAGUGGAUGAAUUGGACAGGCUGAACGCCCCCUUCUCCCAAAUGGUCGUUAACGAUCUGCCGGAUUAGCGAGGCUCAGGCUGGAGAACCCUGCUGGAUGUGGGAACCUCUCGCUGUAGUUUCAGCCCAGCUGAUGGGACACAGACUCCUGCAAGGUGUUUUAUCCUCGUUUGUGCUCUUACUACGUUGUCCUAUUUCAAGCAUGUUAAUAAAGAGCCACACUCCAUAGUCUUAAUUGUGCAAUCAAAAGCAACGUCUCCUCAGACAGAAAGAAAUGACCUGUUGUUUCUACUACAAAGGCUUCUGGAUUGUGGGUGCUGAAUAUUUUAUCUAAACUUCUGAAAGAAGAGCACAAGUGUGUAGAAACGUCUUGUUUGACAUGAGAGAGGAAAUUCAGGGCCUGUCAAGACAAAGCUUUCCUUUACCAUUAGGCACAGCUUUGUUUGGCUGUGAGUUACAGAGGAGUGAACAUCAAAGCAGGACUGAUGAUAUUCUAUAUCAACCAGCAGAAAUGUAGCACAUCGUGACAGCAAAACCCUGAGCAUGGAGAAAUCUGUUUGCACUGCCACCUGGCUUUGGAUCCAGCGUGGUGUACUGCUGCCCUAGGGAAGGAGGAACCAGUUCCAUAGGAAGCAUGCCUGCUCCCAGGAAUUCCCCAUCUGUACUUCUCCGUGAGGUGGAGUCAUUGUUUUUAGGGAUGUUUUCUGUUAAGUUCAGUAAAAUAAGUAGAUCAUGCUGAAGGAAAACCCAAAAGUGACUGUAGCUGAUAUUUUACCAAUAAAAUAAAUCUCUUAAUAGCCAAAUAGAUGUAAGAAGCUUUCUGGAGGUGACUGUGCAUACUGAAGACUUUGAGUUGUCUUCUCCAUUCCCCUGCUAAGACAAAUAAAGCCAGUGGAGGAGAUCCCAUUUUACUACCUGAGUAAAAUCUUAGAAUUGCUGUAGACUCUCCAAGGAGCUGCUAGCUUUAAAAAGCCAGCUGCUUUCUUCCCAAUUUGGACCUGACUGGACUGUUUUGCUGUCAGGCAGGUAAGAAAUACCAGUAGUAAACCAGCCCUCAGUAGAGAAAAAUGCACAUACCUGGGAACAACUCUCCUUUGCUUCUCUGAGUGUAUUAUCCUGAUUUAUGUAAGGCUCUGGGGAUUUGGAUUCAGGGCCAACAAAGCUGUGACUGUAAGAACAGGCACACUCCAGGCUGGGUUAGCUCAGGUGGAUUGGAGCAGCACUGAGUUCCCUGUGGGAGUUCUGUGUAGGAGCUGGCUUAACCCCUGAUGAGCACACAGCGAGUUCUGCACUGCCCCAGCCGAGCUGAGGGCACCCAGCUCUGUGUACCCAAACCAGAGAUUUUAAACGUGGUGCUGGUGCAAAGAAAAGCUGAAACCAUCCAAGGAGAAAGAGAGGGACAGAGCUGCUCACAAAGCUGGGCAAGGCAGUGCUGCUCUGGCAAAGGUGUUGAAACCUGGAUUGCAUGGGUGUUGAGUUACCUGGUCUUGGCAAAACUGAGGUGUGUGUAUCAGUCUGGCCCUAGAAAGUUUAAUCCUUUUUUUGGCAGGGCUGCAACAUAAGCAAAUUUGUUUUGUUCUUCUGACUGCCAAGAGCAUGGUGGAUUGAGCAGUGAAGUUUGCUGCUGGUUGCUGGUUGGUGUUUGUGGUUUUCAGUGCAAGUAACAUAAUGAGAUCAAGCAGAAAAUUUUGGUUGCAAGUAACAAAUCUCUGCCAAGGCACAUUUUAGUUUCCAUUCGUAUGGACACAAGUUCCAUUCUCUCAGUGUUUCCAUUCUUAGUUUCUUUCCCAAGUGCAGCAAGUAGAUCUCUUCUAAAAAGAAGUGCCUAUUGGAAGAUUUCAGGACCUCCUAAGAGUCCCAGGUGUUCAGAUGCCCAAAUUCCACUGGGCUACUUUUGAAAACUCCUCCCUGUGUGUCAUUGGAUCAGUAAAGAGAAGUGUCCUUCGGUGCCUGCACAGAGCUGGGGCGAUGUGCAGACACUCCAGUUUUGCUCCAGAUGAAUUGCUGUUUGUGUGGUAGGGAAAGAAGGACCAUGAACCUCCACCAGGGGCCAGAGCAGCCCCACUCCCUGCCUUGCUGAUGAGCUGCUCCUCGGGACAGACAGAAGCACUGGUGAGCCCAGCAGCGGUGGAACUUCUCCCUAGGCCCCAAGUGCCCAGCAGUGCUGGCCCCCAGGCUCUGUGAUUGUGUUUUCCAGUGUCUAUUUACUUCCCCAGCAGUGUCAGGUUUAAGUAACUGAGUGUUGGUUGCCCAGCUGAGCUGGAAUUGGAGGUUCCACACGUCCUGCUCUAAGGACUGAAGUGUGGCUGCUGUUCAGAGCUCCUCAGGACGGUGUCAAGGCAUCAGUGCUGAGGAUUGCACCUCAAGGCACCUUUUGGGACCUGACAGCUCAAGUACCAUGUCCAGCCAAACCAAAUCCCACCCAGUGUGUCCCUGAGCCCAGGGUCAGCUCAGCCUCGGGAAGGACUCAGUUUAUUCAACUGCACCAGGCCCUCUUGGGAGUUACAGGCUGUCAGUGCCUGUAGGGGCUUGUGGUUCCCUGUGCAAUCAACUGGACCUUCAGCAUGGGAUGGACAUUAUCCAGCUCCCGUGAUUUCCAGGCAGUUUUUACCACUUACCCACUGUAGUUUAUUGGCUUUCCCAAGUAAUUAUUCAUUUUGGAUUUUAAAUUUUGUUAGUAGAGUGAGUUCCAUUGGAACACUGAAUCAAAUUUUAAAAGUGUUUGCUUUUCCUCCUCUCACAGUCACCUACUUCAAGUACAAGGUCAACUUUUGUCUUACUCUAGAUGUACUGAAGUGCUCCUGUGCUGUGUAUGAACCCCAGAUGUAUGGUUUCUUUUCUGUAUUAAAGUAUAAAUUAUAUGUGA
Messenger RNA from Prinia subflava (tawny-flanked prinia), 4735 nucleotides. It is a transcript of the gene KCTD20, whose product is annotated as potassium channel tetramerization domain containing 20. Bases 685 to 1938 code for a protein of 417 amino acids. The transcript is spliced from 9 exons. Gene Ontology annotation, biological process: positive regulation of phosphorylation. Lineage: Eukaryota; Metazoa; Chordata; Aves; Passeriformes; Cisticolidae. Gene Ontology annotation, molecular function: protein binding. The record is from RefSeq and is a predicted model, not a curated record. Gene Ontology annotation, cellular component: cytoplasm.